This is a messenger RNA of Aptenodytes forsteri (emperor penguin), 953 nucleotides long. It is a transcript of the gene CCDC25, whose product is annotated as coiled-coil domain containing 25. Bases 10 to 645 code for a protein of 211 amino acids. NCBI's taxonomy places the organism in Eukaryota, Metazoa, Chordata, Aves, Sphenisciformes, Spheniscidae. The record is from RefSeq and is a predicted model, not a curated record. The transcript has 9 exons.
CUUUGGCAUAUGAAGGGACGGAGUGACUGGAGAAGCGUUUGCAAAGUUGUUCCUUCCGUUUACACCAUUUACAUGGGAAAAGAUAAGUACGAAAAUGAAGACCUAAUAAAGUAUGGCUGGCCUGAAGAUAUCUGGUUUCAUGUGGAUAAGCUCUCUUCCGCGCAUGUGUACCUUCGGUUACACAAGGGGCAGACGGUGGAUGACAUUCCUAAAGAAGUUUUGAUAGACUGUGCCCAUCUAGUGAAGGCGAAUAGCAUUCAAGGUUGCAAGAUGAACAACGUCAACGUGGUGUACACGCCGUGGACUAACCUGAAGAAGACUGCAGAUAUGGAUGUGGGGCAGAUCGGCUUUCACAGGCAGAAGGAUGUGAAAAUGCUGACAGUGGAGAAGAAGGUGAAUGAGAUCCUGAACCGGCUAGAGAAGACAAAAGUGGAGCGCUUCCCAGACCUGGCUGCUGAGAAGGAAGCCCGGGACAGAGAGGAGAGAAAUGAGAAAAAAGCCCAGAUCCAGGAGAUGAAGAGGAAGGAAAAGGAAGAGAUGAAGAAAAAGAAAGAGCAGGAAGAACUUAGGAGCUACUCGUCACUAAUGAAGGCUGAGAACAUGUCCUCCAAUCAGGAUGGCAACGAUUCAGAUGACUUUAUGUAAAUAAAGUCUCUCUCCUUUCUCAAUCAUGAGGUGGUUUGGGAUGUCUUAAUAUGUCACCAUCGCUAAGAAUGCCAAAAAAAACCCCAAAAAGGUGAACUCUGACUCCAUUUCUUCAGAACCUGGUUGGUUCUCCCGGCAGCCUGACCAGCUCUGUGCCAUGGACAACUUCUGAAAGGAGGAGAUCUGUACGUCUGCACAUACAUCUCUUUUUCAGGGACGUGGGCGGAAGGAAGCAGGAUUGACUUUCAGUUCUAUAAAGACAAUGAUAUUUAUUCUAGGGAAGGGGUUGGCGUAGCUUUUAAUCCAAC